Molecule: messenger RNA, 1576 nt
Organism: Nicotiana tabacum (common tobacco)
Lineage: Eukaryota; Viridiplantae; Streptophyta; Magnoliopsida; Solanales; Solanaceae
Product: phenolic glucoside malonyltransferase 1-like
Source: RefSeq, a predicted model, not a curated record
UGUGUAUUCUUAACCAAAAACGUUACACUAAUGGCUUCUCUGAUUGAGCAAUGUCAAGUUGCGCCACCUCCCGGCAGUGCAGCUGAGCUCACACUUCCUCUCACAUAUUUUGAUAAUCUAUGGUUACUUUUCAACCAUAACCGGCGAAUUUUGUUCUACAAAUUCCCUAUUUCCAAACCCGAGUUCGUCCAGACCAUUAUUCCUACUCUUAAAGAUUCUCUCUCCCUCGCUCUCAAACACUAUUUACCCUUAGCUGGCAACGUUGUUUGUCCAUUAUUAGAUUGUAGCAGUUAUCCUGAAUUGUGUUAUGUAACAGGAAAUUCUUUAUCUGUAACUUUUUCUGAGACGGAUAUGGAUUUUGAUUUUCUCGUUGGUAACCACCCUCGAAAUCUGAAGGAUUUUUAUCAUUUUGUUCCUCAAUUGAGAGAACCUAAGGAUGCACCUGGGGUCCAAUUAGCUCCCGUCUUAGCCAUACAAGUGACACUUUUUCCGAAUCAUGGCAUAUCCAUUGGUUUCACUAAUCAUCACGUCGUUGGUGAUGGAGCUACCAUAGUAAGGUUCAUAAGGGCAUGGGCUUUGCUUACCAAAUUCGGCGGAGAUGAGCAAUUCUUAGCGAAUGAGUUCAUUCCGUUUUAUGAUAGGUCCGUGAUUAAAGACCCUCAUGGACUAGGGAAAUCCAUAUGGGACGAAAUAAAGAAAUAUAAAGCGAGUAUGUGUGACACUAUGACUCCUCCUGAUAAGGUUCGUGGUACUUUUAUUGUAUCACGUGAUGACAUCUUGAAGUUCAAGAAUUUAAUAUUAUCAAGACGACCGAACUUAACUCAUGUAACAUCUUUCACAGUAACGUGUGCUUAUAUAUGGACUUGCUUAAUAAAAUCAGAGGCCUCAACAGGGGAAGAGAUAGACGAGAAUGGAGUGGAGUUCUUCGGAUGUGCAGCAGAUUGCAGAGCGCGACUCAAUCCACCAAUUCCUCAAACUUAUUUCGGGAAUUGCAUAGUCGGGUACGUUGCAAGAACAAGGCAUACUGACUUAGCAGGAAAGGAAGGUUUUACAAUUGCUGUGGAAUUAAUUGGAGAAACAAUACAGAAAAGGAUGAAGGAUGAGGAAUGGAUCCUAAAUGGUAGUUGGUUUAAAGAAUAUGGUACAGUAGAUCAAAACCGUUCGCUUUCAAUUACUGGAUCGCCAAAAUUUGAUUUAUAUGCUGCUGAUUUUGGUUGGGGAAGAUUAGAAAAGUUAGAGUUUGUUUCUAUUAACAAUAAUAAUGGCGUAACGAUAUCCCUCAGCAAGUCCAAAGACUCAGAUGGAGAUUUAGAGGUUGGUUUGUCUUUGCCCAAAACUCAAAUGAACGCUUUUGCUGCAAUAUUCACUCACGGGCUAAGUUUUCUGUAGCAAACUCUAGUUAAAAUUCUAGUCAAGAUCAAAUUCCUUAUCUUUUCCUAGUGCAACUAUCAAAAAACUAUCUUGAACCACAAAGAAAUAGCUGAUCUUCGUGUGGAAUGAGAUGUAAAAACUAGUUAUUUGGAUGCUAAAUAAAAUCCGUUGUGGUUGAAUAUGGUUGAAAUAUGCUUUAACGUUA